AUGGGUAGAGAUCAGAAAAGUGUAGUAGCUAUGGUUAGCCAGGAGAGAAAAAAGAAGAAGAAAAACGGUUCUCAUGGUUUUGGCUCCAUUUUCAUGCAUGCCGAUGGCAAAGAUUUGUUUCUUAUGAUUUUAGGUACCAUUGGGGCUGUUGGGGAAGGCUUAGCCACCCCUCUAGUGUUGUUUAUCAGUAGCCGCAUGAUGAAUAACAUUGGGAGUUCAUCCAACAUGGAUGGCAACACCUUCAUUCAUAACAUCAAUAAGAAUGCAGUGGCGUGGUUGUAUUUAGCUGGUGCCUCUUUUGCCGUUUGCUUCCUGGAGGGUUAUUGUUGGACAAGAACAAGCGAAAGACAAGCAGCAAGAAUGAGAUGCAGGUAUCUGAAAGCAGUGCUUAGACAAGACAUCGCGUACUUCGAUUUGCACGUCACAAGCACGUCAGAGAUUAUCACCAGCGUCUCCAGCGACAGCCUCGUAAUCCAAGAUGUUCUCAGCGAAAAGGUUCCGAAUUUCCUGAUGAACAUUUCAUUGUUCGUUGGGAGCUACAUAGCCGCGUUUGCAAUGUUGUGGAGGCUGGCCAUUGUGGGGUUUCCUUUCGUGGUUCUUCUGGUGAUCCCGGGUUUAAUUUACGGCAAGACUUUGAUGGGGUUGUCUAGCAAGAUCAGAGAAGAGUAUAACCAAGCAGGAACAGUGGUGGAACAAGCAAUUUCAUCCAUCAGAACUGUUUAUUCGUUCGUUGGGGAAAGCAAGACCAUGAACGCUUUCUCAAACGCGCUUCAAGGGACGGUUAAGUUGGGUCUGAAGCAAGGUUGGGCCAAAGGCUUAGCCAUUGGAAGCAACGGCGUCGUUUUCGCCAUUUGGUCUUUCAUGUGCUAUUACGGCAGCAGACUCGUUAUAUAUCAUGGUGUCAAAGGAGGAACAGUUUUCGCAGUUGGAGCAUCAAUCGCUGUGGGUGGAUUGGGAUUGGGAGCGGGUUUAUCGAACGUGAAAUACUUUUCAGAAGCGGGUGCGGCGGCGGAGCGUAUAAAGGAGGUGGUAGAGAGGGUUCCGAGGAUUGAUUCUGAGAGCAAGGAAGGGGAGAUUCUGGAGAGAGUUUACGGGGAAGUGGAAUUUGACCGGGUGGAAUUUUCGUACCCUUCGAGGCCAGAGAGUGGAGUCUUGAAUGGUUUGAGUUUGAGGAUUCCUGCAGGGAAGAGAGUGGCAUUGGUUGGGGAGAGUGGGUCGGGGAAAUCGACGGUGAUAGCGUUGGUGCAGAGGUUCUAUGACCCAGUUGGGGGAGAAGUGCGCUUGGAUGGGGUGGCCAUUCAGAAGCUGCAGGUAAAGUGGAUGCGGUCUCAGAUGGGGUUGGUUAGCCAGGAGCCUGCUCUGUUCGCGACAAGCAUUAAAGAGAACAUACUUUUCGGCAAAGAGGAUGCCACGGAGGACCAAAUGGUCGAGGCUGCAAAAGCUGCUCAUGCUCAUAAUUUCAUCUCGCUUCUUCCUCACGGUUACCAAACACAGGUGGGAGAGAGGGGGAUUCAGAUGUCAGGGGGACAAAAACAGAGGAUAGCAAUUGCGAGGGCAAUAAUCAAGAAACCGCGAAUUCUCCUUCUGGACGAAGCAACAAGCGCGCUAGACACAGAAUCGGAGCGACUAGUCCAACAAGCAUUGGACAACGCCGCGGCGGGUUGCACCGCCAUCAUCAUCGCCCACCGUUUAUCCACCAUCCAAAACGCAGACCUCAUCGCCGUCGUCAGGGCCGGAAAGGUCGUGGAGAUGGGCUCGCACGACGAGCUCAUCCAAAACGAGACCGGCGCUUACGCCUCCGCGGUCCGCCUCCAGCAACAAACGGACAAAGCGGAAGUAGCCGAAAGCGCAGAAACCGUUCCUCCCGCUAUUGUCCCCUGCGCGACAUCAACCAGCGCGACGGCAAACGCGAAAAUGGUGGGCUCAACUAGUGUGAGUGGUGGUGACGUGGGCGAAGGGAAGAAGGUUGGUGCGCCGUCGUUUCACAGACUAGUGUCGCUGAGCGUCCCCGAGUGGAAGCAUGUUGUUUUGGGGUGCUUAAACGCGAUGGUGUUCGGUGCCGUUCAGCCAGUGUACGCAUUCACGAUGGGGUCGACGAUACUUCUGUAUUUUCACGCGGAUCACGAGGAGAUAAUGAGGAAGACCAGGGUGUACUCGUUCGCGUUUCUGGGCCUUUUUCUGGUGUCUUUGCUUGCUAAUAUUGGGCAGCAUUAUUGCUUCGCUUACAUGGGGGAAUACUUGACCAAACGGGUCAGGGAGACCGUGCUUUCCAAAAUCCUCACUUUCGAGGUUGAAUGGUUUGAUUUGGAUGAAAACUCCAGUGGCGCCAUCUGUUCCAGGCUUGCCAAAGACGCCAAUGUGGUGAGGUCUCUAGUGGGAGACAGAAUGGCAUUGCUGGUACAAACAUUUUCUGCGGUGAUAACAGCCUACACCAUGGGUCUCAUAAUUUCGUGGAGGCUUUCCAUUGUUAUGAUAGCUGUACAACCUAUAAUCAUAGCCUGCUUUUACACAAGGCGCGUCCUUCUCAAGAGCAUGUCCAACAAGUCGGUGAAGGCCCAGCAACAAAGCAGCAAACUAGCAUCAGAAGCGGUUUCCAAUCUCCGAACCGUCACAGCAUUUUCUUCUCAAGACAGGAUUCUGAAAAUGCUUGCAGCGGCCCAACAGGGACCAAGCCGAGAGAACAUUCGGCAGUCAUGGUUUGCUGGCAUAGGGCUUGGAUUCUCCCAAGGCAUUGCAUCUUGCGUUUGGGCCCUAGACUUUUGGUACGGUGGCAAGCUAAUCUCGUACGGGCACAUCACAACUAAAACUUUCUUUGAGAGCUUCAUGGUUUUGGUGAGCACGGGGAGGAUAAUUGCUGAUGCGGGAAGCAUGACGACGGAUCUUGCUAGAGGUGGUGAUGUUGUGGCGUCUAUUUUUGGCAUCAUAGAUAGGUGUACAAAAAUAGAGGGUGAUGACCCAAAUGGGUACAAGGCAGAGAAGUUGGUUGGUGAAAUAGAGUUUCAUGACGUGCAUUUUGCGUACCCUACGAGGCCUAAUGUGGGUAUCUUCCAAGGGUUCUGUAUGAAAAUGGAGGCAGGGAAAUCAACGGCGUUGGUGGGGCAAAGCGGGUCUGGGAAAUCAACGAUCAUAGGGCUAAUAGAGAGAUUUUACGAUCCACUUAAAGGGAUGGUGACAAUAGAUGGAAUGGACAUAAAAUGGUAUAACCUAAAGUCACUAAGGAAGCACAUAGCACUUGUGAGCCAGGAACCAACGCUGUUUGGUGGGACCAUAAGAGAGAACAUUGCAUAUGGAAGAGGUGGGAAGGUUGAUGAGAGUGAGAUUAUAGAGGCAGCACGAGCAGCGAAUGCUCAUGAUUUCAUAGCGGGUCUGAAGGAGGGGUACGAGACAUGGUGUGGGGAAAAGGGGGUACAACUUUCAGGGGGUCAAAAGCAGAGGAUAGCAAUAGCGAGGGCCAUAUUGAAAAACCCUAAGGUGUUGCUGUUGGACGAGGCCACAAGUGCAUUGGAUUGUCAAUCAGAGAAGGUGGUGCAAGAUACGUUGAUGAGGGUAAUGAUAGGGAGGACCAGCGUGGUGGUGGCACACAGGUUGAGCACCAUUCACAAUUGUGAUGCUAUUGCUGUGUUAGAAAAGGGGAGGGUGGUGGAGACUGGAACCCACUCCUCCUUGUUGGCCAAAGGACCAUGUGGAGCUUAUUACUCUUUGGUGACUCUUCAGACGAGACAUGCAGCCACACCCAGCAACACUUGUACUAAACCUACCCACUCUACCAAUUGA
Molecule: messenger RNA, 3774 nt
Organism: Sphenostylis stenocarpa
Lineage: Eukaryota; Viridiplantae; Streptophyta; Magnoliopsida; Fabales; Fabaceae
Source: the annotation of a GenBank genome assembly